Molecule: messenger RNA, 378 nt
Organism: Trypanosoma rangeli
Lineage: Eukaryota; Euglenozoa; Kinetoplastea; Trypanosomatida; Trypanosomatidae
Product: putative calpain-like cysteine peptidase
Exons: 1
Coding region: 1-378 (125 amino acids)
Source: RefSeq, a predicted model, not a curated record
AUGUAUCCUACUUCCAAGAUGAUGGGAGUAGCCGCAGCCAAAAAAAAAAAAAGAGUCUCCGGACCAUCACACACAACCUUAGCUAAUGGAAACCACGCCCGUGCGAAUCGCCCAAAGCGCGCCAUGUCUUGUGAGCGGCUCAGUCAGUUAGUGCAACUUGUGUCGGGCACGAAGGUGCUGCACCUUAUUUGCGGGCACGUUUAUCGGAACUAUAGUGACCCACAGUGCGAUGCUUUUCUUGGACUGUGUGACACGCUUCUUCAGGAGAUUGCGGAGACGGCAAGGGAGCGUGGCGUUCUGCGCGCGCCUGCGAGGGAUGGAGCUGCGUCAGAGGAUGACGAAGAGGAGGAUGGGGGUCAGUCCACUAAAAGAUGCUGA